Molecule: messenger RNA, 597 nt
Organism: Beauveria bassiana ARSEF 2860
Lineage: Eukaryota; Fungi; Ascomycota; Sordariomycetes; Hypocreales; Cordycipitaceae
Product: peptidyl-tRNA hydrolase domain-containing protein
Exons: 3
Coding region: 1-597 (198 amino acids)
Biological process (GO): mitochondrial translational termination
Cellular component (GO): mitochondrial large ribosomal subunit
Molecular function (GO): translation release factor activity
Source: RefSeq, a predicted model, not a curated record
AUGCGCUUGAGGUCAGCAUUGGUGCCACGCGCCAUCCUUUCUCCAACGUCCAAGUCGAAAGCACCAUUCCCAGUGGUAUCUCGGAUAGCAUUUAUACGACACAAACGUUACAUUGCCUUUGAUUCGGACCUCGAUAAGGACGCCCUCGCCGUGGCGCGGAAAUGGCAUGCGUCCUUUGAGCCAUCUCAGCUGCCAAGUGGCACGACAACAUAUGCUCGAUCCAGCGGCCCAGGCGGCCAACAUGUCAAUAAAACCGAGACAAAAGCCAUCUCCGUGUUCCCUGUCAAGGAUCUUCUAGCCGUCAUCCCGCCCGUCCUUCACCCCAGCCUACGCGUGUCGCCGUAUUACACGGCUAGCAGCGAUUCACUCACAUUUCAAGCCCAGACCCAUAGAUCGAGGACAGCAAACGCCGACGAGAAUCGUGAAAAGUUGGUUUCUGUUAUCAAGCAGCUGUAUAACGAAGCCGUGCCCGCAGAAACAAGCAGCGACAAGCAUGCCAAGUACAAAGAGGUAACCAAGCGAUUCCAUGACUCCAGGCUCAAGGACAAGAAAAUUAAAGGCUCAAAAAAACAAUCUCGGCGUGGAGGUGACAUGUGA